This is a messenger RNA of Bombus terrestris (buff-tailed bumblebee), 4960 nucleotides long. Its product is annotated as neural-cadherin. Gene Ontology annotation, biological process: homophilic cell-cell adhesion. Lineage: Eukaryota; Metazoa; Arthropoda; Insecta; Hymenoptera; Apidae. The record is from RefSeq and is a predicted model, not a curated record. Gene Ontology annotation, molecular function: calcium ion binding. The coding region runs from base 852 to 4151 and encodes 1099 amino acids. Gene Ontology annotation, cellular component: plasma membrane; cell-cell junction. The transcript is spliced from 11 exons.
GUUUUAUCCAACGAUCCGGGAGGCUCGUCGAGGUAGUGGUCCGCGCCCCACAGCCGCGACAGCUCGAAACGCGUGUCGUUGUGCUGCGUCCGUUUCUCUGUCUCUUGGUAACGUAUCUCCUCUCUGAAAGGGAAGCAUUGACAGGAAAGUCGCGCGUCGAGGCUCGAAAUUCGUGUGGUGCUCGGUGUCGUCGUUACACCGGGACCGAUAUUCGUGUUUUAUUCAAAAGCCGAACAACAUUGGGGGUCGGGGUGGUGAAUUCUCUUUGCUUUCCGGCGGAGAGAAGAGCGCGCGAUUCGGAUUGCGAACAGAGAACGAGACGUUCGUUCUGUAUCCGCGAGGUGGUGGGCAAUGAUAACAGGAGGCAACGUUCGGGAGGGGGAGACCUCUGCUGACAGUGUUAUCGUCGCAGGAUUCUGAGUUACUGGAAAAAAGAUUUCGAGGAAUUAUCGUCGAUUAACGUCGUAUACCGGUGCGUGCGGUGAGCUCGUGCCAGGAGCUAAAAACACAGAGUUUCGUCGAACCUGAAAAAUUCGAGAUAGACAGUGAAUCGGAUCGUGUUAGUAAUAUACGUGUUUCGUGGUACGUUUUUCGCUCGAUUCGAGAAUUUAUACGGCGGGGACUUGCAGGAGGCUGUUCGGCGAUACCCAGCAACGUUCGCAGGUGCCAGGACAUUCGGGGGUGGUGCCGGUUACGCGCUUCUGUUCUCGACUCGUACGCGACACGAUCACGAGCGUUCUGGGGGAAGAGACGCCUUCGACAUUCGCACCUGGACAUUCGCGUGGUGUCAGCACUCAUGCUUUAGUAAAACAGCGAAGAAACUGAGAGAGGAGCGGACUAGAGGCAGCACGAUGUGGCGUAUACUCGUGGUCGCGGUCCUGCUGGUGACCACGGUGUCGGUGGACGGUGAUAAAGUGGUGGUUCUGCCUCAUGACGUCUACCCGGGCUACGAAGUGACGCUAUUCAACACAAAACGGCCAUCGAACUUUCAUCUAAUGGAGAACAAUUUUUCCAAGUUCUUCACCGUGCUCGGGAACGGUCUGGUGAUGACCACGUCCGAUUUAUCGCCGUUGGUCGAUCGACCAGUCAACCUUAUCGUACUGGAGGAACUGGCCAACAGCACCGAAACGCAUUUUCUUCAUCUCUACGUAAUUAAUCGCAGAAACAUGAUCACCUUCUCGCACGAUCACUUGGGCGAGGGAGAGGUUGCAGAGAAUUCUGCUGCGGGCACCUUGAUCGACGGUUUCCCUGUUCUAAGGGCUCGAGGGAGCUUUCCGGUUCAUUAUACCAUUCUGCCGGACGAGACAGGCGACAGACCAUUCGCCUUGAAAGAGGAGGAUUCGAAUCAAACGGGAUUCAACUUGACGUUGAACAGCCAAAAGGAGGGCGUCAGAGUGGUGACCGCAAAACCUCUGGAUCGAGAGACUAAGAAGCUUUACACGGUCGUGAUCCACGCUUCUGACGGCUAUCUGCUCAGCAGUUCGCAAAUCAACGGCCUGGUGCACGUGUUGGACGAGAACGACAACAGUCCCGUGUUCGAAAAGGAGCAGUACACGUUCGAGAUCAGACCGACUAGCUCGGACGGUAUUAACAAGAACUCCGUCGCUCUUCCUGGCUGGAAACGAUUCUCCACCGUGGGCAAGGUGGCGGCGAAGGACGCUGACGGUGACAAAGUCGCGUACAAAUUGCUUACACCGAGCAGCCUACUGGUGGUCGUGCCACAGACCGGGGAACUGAUGCUCGUUGGCGAACCGGAAAUUACUAUGGAGGAGGACAGCGAAUGCGUGGUGAUCGUGGAGGCCCACGAUGUGCGUAGCCCGAGUCGAUCGACAGAGAAACCGGCCAAGGUUGUCGUAAGAUUUUUAACGUCCGAUUCGACGGAGGUGGAAGUACAUAGAAUACAGAAGAGAAGGGUGACGAGAGCUGUUAGGCCUACGAAGAAGGUGGACUUCACGGAAGCGGACGGCGACAUCGAGGGAAAAAUCGCUUUCUAUUUGGAAAAGGAGAAUGAGAAAGAGACGUACAAGAUUAGGGAUGAGAAUAAGUGGGUCACGGUAGACUCGAAUGGUUCGGUUAUAGUCAAACAAAAAUGGGAUUACGAGGAGCUGGGGUCGGAAAAGACCAUUGAUUUUUGGGUGACUAUUACGAACACAGAGCGGUGUUCGCGGUAUCCAUCGUACAUGCGGUGUCCAUUCCACGACACGGACAAUCAGCGUGUCAUUAUCAACGUGAAGGACGUUAACGACGAGCCACCGUACUUCAUAAAUCGGCCUCUACCAAUGCAAACGGUCGUACAGCUGAAUGCACCGCCGAAUACUCACGUGUUUACCCUUCAAGCCAGGGAUCCUGACACCGACAGCAAUAUUCACUAUUUCAUCGUACGAGAUCGAACUGGAGGCCGUUUCGAGGUAGAUGAGCGAUCCGGCGUUGUACGCACCCGAGGGACCGAUCUUUUUCAGCUGGACAUGGAAUACGUUCUGUACGUGAAAGCGGAGGAUCAGAACGGCCGUAUAGAUGAGAGGCGUUUUCAGUCGACUCCUGAGGAGCGUUUAUCGAUCGUAGGUGGAAAACGCGCGCCGCAGUUCUAUAUGACGGCGUAUGAAGCUGAAAUACCGGAAAACCAGAAGAAGGAUUCCGAUAUCAUAUCGGUGAAAGCAAAAUCAUUCGCCGAUCGUGAAAUUCGGUACACGCUGAAGGCACAAGGACAAGGUGCAGCGGGAACAUUCAAUAUCGGACCAACCACUGGCAUUGUGAAACUGGCGAAAGAAUUAGACUUCGAAGAUCUACGUCAACCACACAUUUACUCUCUUAGUGUCACAGCUACCGAAGAUUCUGGUGGUUUCUCCACGUCAGUUGAGUUAACCAUACGGGUUUCGGAUGUAAAUGAUAACGCACCGAAAUUCGAAUUGCCUGAUUAUCAAGCACACAACGUGGACGAGGACAUAUCGUUAGGCACAAGUAUACUGAAAGUGAAAGCAACCGACGCGGACUCUGGUGCAAACGCGGAAAUAGAGUAUCUGGUGUCGGACGACCACUUCAGCGUGGACUCGAGUGGGAUCAUUGUUAACAAUAAACAGCUGGACGCUGAUAACAACAAUGCUUACUACGAAUUCGUAGUUACCGCCAAAGAUAAAGGUGAACCACCGAAAACUGGCACGGCGACAGUGCGCAUAUAUACGAAGAACAAGAACGACGAGGAGCCAAAGUUUUCGCAGCAGGUGUACACGCCAAACGUGGACGAGAACGCCGGACCUAACACGCUGGUCACAACUGUCGUCGCUUCCGACAAGGACGGCGACAAUGUUCGGUUCCGAUUCGUCGGUGGUAAUACCACAUCCGGCCAGUUUGUAAUCGAGGAGAUCACCGGUGUGAUUCGUCUCCAUGGAAAAGCGAUCUCUUUAGAUAGAGAUAAAUACGAGCUGAACGUGACUGCCCUCGACGACGGUGCUUGUUGCCCCAAUGGAGAAACCACUACGCACACCAGCACAGCUGUUGUCGUGGUUUUCAUUACUGACGUGAACGAUAACAAACCAGUUUUCAAGGAAUGCAGCAUGUACAAUCCGAAAGUCGAAGAAGGUGCGCCAAAUGGUAGCACCGUAAUCAAGGUUCAAGCUACUGACGAAGAUAAGGGAGUGAAUGGACAAGUGAAAUACUCGAUCGUACAGCAACCGAAUCAGAAGGGAACCAAGUUCACCGUCGACGAAGAGACUGGACAAGUUUUGACGAAUAAGGUAUUUGAUCGUGAAGGCGAUGAUGGCAAAUUUGUAUCAGUUACCGUUAAAGCAACGGAUCAAGGUGAACCUUCCUUGGAAGGUGUUUGCUCCUUCACUGUUGAAAUCACCGAUGUUAAUGAUAACCCACCAUUGUUCGAUCGUCAGCGAUACGUAGAGAAUGUAAAACAGGACGCCAGUAUCGGAACAAACAUUCUUAGAGUAUCGGCAUCGGACGAGGAUGCCGAUAAUAACGGUGCCAUAACGUAUUCGUUGAGCUCUCCUAACAAUGAACAAGGGUUGGAGUACUUUGAGAUUCAACCAGAGUCUGGUUGGAUCGUCUUAAAGAAGCCUCUAGACGAGCAGGUGGGAACGACAUUUUUUGAGCCCCACGUACGGUGUACUUCAACCUCUACGCAUUUUGUGGUGCAUCAGACAUAAACAAUUUUUGAAAAUGCUUGCAAUAUUUUAUAUGAAUGUGUUUUUGAUUCCUUUACAGGAACUCUGAUCUCUCUCUCUCUCUCUCUCUCCUCCCUCCUCCUCCCCCUCUAGAUCUUUCUUUCACUCCGUUUCUCGUAUUCCUUCGUUUAAACGUUUUUUUCGGUCUGUUUCAUUCUAAAUUUUUCCUUUUUCGUUUAUUUUUGUUCCUUGAACUUCUGGUUUCGUGCAUUUUGUUUUCUAUACGAUUUGUAAAACUUCUCUUUUUCUCUGAUUCUCUUCGUGAAUAUUCAUGAAGUUAAAUCAGCGAAAGAAGUAAUUUUUAACGUUUGCAUUUUGUUAAGAAAGAAGUACAUUGAAGGAUGCCUUUUGAUCUUUGUAUUUUUUGCGUUCUCUGUACACGGAGCAAUUCUUUGUUGCUUUUCCUUUCGCGUGUUCUUUUGCAUUUUGUACUAUUUUUCGUGAAGUUUUCUUCCCUCUUGUCCGUCCGACGCUUCCUCACUUUCAUCCUCUGUGCUCCCCGCAAACCACGACGUGACUGACAAUGAGCCAAAAAAUAAAACCGGAAAAAAAAAAGAAACGAGAGACAUUUUUUGCCGAGAGUGCAAUAACGAAUAAAACCGUAAGAAAUCUGUCCGUGGUGUGACAUUUUUUCUUCUGUGAUUGGGGCGGCAUACCACUGUCGUAACGAAACAGACAAAAAUAUAUAUAUAUAUAUAUUAUAUAUAUAAACGGAAUAACGCAGAUCUAUAAACACACUCGACGAGGCAACGUAACGAAAAAAUAGUAAAAUAAAAUUAAAAAAAAAAAAA